CUCUCUCUUCUCUGCCACUCCGCUGAACUCCAGAGCCACGCACUCCUUCCCAGAUUAGGGUUGUCUCCAUUGCUCUCGCUCAGUGUCCAGAAGAGAGAGAAAGAAGAGAGGGAGGGAGAAAGGAAGGGCGAGAUGAUGGGGGAGGAGGAGGAGGAGGGCAUGGGGAUGGAGAUGGAGGUGGAGGAGGAGGAGGAGGAGGAGGUGUUCGUGGUGCACGAGAUCGACGCCGACUACGAGUACGAGGCGCCGCAGCACUUCGACUUCACCCGCGAGGAGACCGCGGCGGAGGCGCGCGAGGCCGAGCUCUGGUUCGAGUCCGCCCGCAGCUACCCGCCUUCUCCGUUUGUGGUGAAAUUGAUUCUGAGAGAUGAAAUCCUGUCGAAGAAUGUGAACAUCUCUCCGAAAUCCAAAAUGAUGGAGACUGAUUCUCAUGUACGGGUUGGUGAAAUUGAUACUUGUACUGAAGAACCCAAAGCGGUUCAACCGAGUAGUAAAGAUUGCAAUGGAAUGGCUAAAGGAAAAGGAAUAUUUGCCAAGUUUCAGAUCGAAAAUCUACAGAAACCUGAGAGGCAGCCACUAGGAUUUUCUGAAGGACUGAUGUCUUAUAAUCAUGUAUCAUGCAACACGAUAAAAGCUAAGUCCAAGACAUCAGUCAAGCCUUGUCUGCCAAGGAACUCAACUUUAAUGAAGCCAACUGCAAGUAUGUUGGCCAAGCAAAAUCAGCCAUCUCAAGUUGCAAGCUCCAGAUUUCAGGUGCAAACAAGUCGGAUCAGUGGGAAGAGCUUAUGUAGUUCUUCUGCUGCUGAGGGUCAAGCAACUAAGAGACAGAAGUUAGACGGAGGUCAUUCGCAGAAGGUUGGUGAAGUAAAGCAGCAGGCUAAUUUUGUCCACAAGGCACCUAAAAAGGAUGCAAUAGUUGAGAAGAACCCUCAUUCAAAGCUGAGGCUUACCAUUCCCCGGGAGCCGGAGCUUGAAACAGCUCAAAGGGCACAAAGGGCGAGGCCAAGAAACAUAAGUGAUGAGGAACAAUCAACAGUGACCGUACGCAGAUUCAAAGCAAGACCUUUGAAUAGAAAAAUUUUCGAGGCUCCUUCUCUGCCACUUCAGAAAAAGAGCAUUCCGAGAGUGCCAGAGUUUCAAGUUUUCCACCUGAAGACCCUGGAAAGAGCUAUGGAGCAUAACGUAGGUGCUACAUCAUCCUUGUUGCAUGAAUCUGAGAAGGAAUUGCUGAAAUCCUGUCCAGUUGUAGAAAAAGAACCAAGGAGUCCUCAGAGAACCACUGGUGUGGAUGCUUCCAGGCAGGAUAAAACCUGCUCAAUGUAUUCUUUCAAAGCUCAUCCACUCAAUAAAAAGAUUCUUUCAAGUAAAGGAAAUAUUGGGGUCUUCAGAAAUAAAAAGCGGGAAGCAACGGUGCCUAUGGAAUUUAAGUUCAAUAAUGAGAAGAGGGUUCUGCAUAAUCCGCCGACGGAACUUUUUAGCAAGUUGUCCCUAAAACCUGAACUUCAGCCGGGUAAUGGAUCUUAUUCUCAGAGAAAAUUGUGUCAGCCUCCCCGUAUCUCCAUGAAGGGUCCGAAAGAAAACAGAUUCCAUCCUCUACAGCAAAACCUUGAGGUGACAAAUUUGGUGAAAGAGAGAACUCCCUUUGGGGAAAAGCAAUCCCAAUAUGGAAAUGGCAUUGCCGCUGCUGAAGCAGGCCCCAGAUUCAAUGGGAGGAGUUUGGGCAUUUGCUGAUGGCUGAGAGGACGUUGCUGCAUUGGUUAUUUGUUGAUUCUUGCGCUGUUAAAGAAUGGUUACAUAUUGGUCCAUGUUAACGCUCGUCUUCAUUAUUCAAGUCUCAUAGGAAGUUUACUCACCAUACAGCUUACCUCAACAGCGAAGAGAUGCUCUCCCUAAUAUGAGCUAACCCCUGUUUUACCUGAAGUAAGCCCAAGUCAGCCAUACCCAAAAUAAACACAGCAGCACGUACGACUGUACAAAAUUCCAUAAACCUUCUCACAGUCUGAAGCAUCCUCGACCACACUGUCCGGUGGCAGUUGUAAUUACCCAUCUUGGGCCACUAGAUUCGCAAGAACCGUGUACAGAACAUCAUUGUAUUGAGGGUGAUGAUCAAGUAUAUUACAGGAUACUUUCUACAGCUGCAUUUUGUAUUUUUGCAGCAUGAGCUGCUGUUUUUUCUCUAAGUUCUUUAUGCGGCGGAAAGAAGCUAUUAUGUUUCCAAUUGCACAUUUGUGCCUCUGCCUCACUUUUUAUAGCUAUAUCAAGAUCAAUCAAAA
Molecule: messenger RNA, 2273 nt
Organism: Eucalyptus grandis
Lineage: Eukaryota; Viridiplantae; Streptophyta; Magnoliopsida; Myrtales; Myrtaceae
Product: protein TPX2
Exons: 18
Coding region: 133-1731 (532 amino acids)
Biological process (GO): activation of protein kinase activity; mitotic spindle assembly; regulation of mitotic spindle organization
Cellular component (GO): mitotic spindle; nuclear microtubule
Molecular function (GO): microtubule binding; protein kinase activator activity
Source: RefSeq, a predicted model, not a curated record